AUGAUAAGCCGUUCCAACAUAGCACAAACAGUCAAACAAACACCAAGAGUGAUGGGUAUUGUUAGAAAUUAUACUGUUGGGACUUCUGAAGGUUCUACUGGUUCUCACAGAGGUUUUGGAGGUGAUUCAUUUACUAAAAAAGAAAAGGCUAACGAAGAUUUCUACAUCAAACAACAUGAAAAAGAACAAUUACUUAAAUUAAAAGAACAAUUAGAAAAACAUAAAGCUGAACUUAAAAAUAUAGAGGAACAACUUAAAAAUAUAAAGAAAUAA
Molecule: messenger RNA, 273 nt
Organism: Arxiozyma heterogenica
Lineage: Eukaryota; Fungi; Ascomycota; Saccharomycetes; Saccharomycetales; Saccharomycetaceae
Exons: 1
Coding region: 1-273 (90 amino acids)
Biological process (GO): negative regulation of ATP-dependent activity
Cellular component (GO): mitochondrion
Molecular function (GO): ATPase inhibitor activity
Source: RefSeq, a predicted model, not a curated record